This is a messenger RNA of Erigeron canadensis, 693 nucleotides long. RefSeq lists its product as uncharacterized. Bases 59 to 607 code for a protein of 182 amino acids. Lineage: Eukaryota; Viridiplantae; Streptophyta; Magnoliopsida; Asterales; Asteraceae. The transcript is spliced from 2 exons. The record is from RefSeq and is a predicted model, not a curated record.
GCGAAUCAGCCCAGUUUCUGGUGUACCUAAAGAGAAAAUUAUCUCUUCAGGUCUACGAAUGCCAUCUCCAAAGAUUGGAUUCUUUGAUGAGAAGCCCACCUUUAGAUUUGGUAUGCAAGACAAUUUUAAGGAUCAGAGUCCUUUGUCGAAUGAAAGCAGACAAAACAAAUUAGUGUCCCCUAAUUUUUCUCCUUCUGUUUCCACCGAGAAUUGCUUAAGAGUUGGAAAAUUUCUCAGUAGUGAAAAUGUUGGAAGAGUUGGUGGGAACUGUAGCAAGUUGAAGGCAGAUAGGCAAAUACCCAAAGAGAUUUCAAGGAACAGAAAGAACAUGGAACAAAAGAGGCAGAAAGAAGACAUUGUGUUUGAUAUAAAGAAAAUGCAUGACAGUGAUCAAUGGGAGAACCAAAAGGAGAACGUGUGCAGCUUUGAAGAUCAAGUCAAUGGUAUAAGCAGGCAUCUGGAGGUCAUUGAUCUCAACAGAGAUCUGAUAGAGGUUAAAAGUCAACAGAGUUACGUUAAACCCAGUCAAACUUCUCUUCCUCCAACUGAUGAGUAUAUUACACCUUGCUCAAGACCCCCGUUGGCUGAAAAGGUCGUAGGUAACUGACUAAUACAAUCAUGCGCUGUUUGUGUACUUAUGGAUUUUAAUUCGUUAACUUUGUUAUGUUUGUAUCUUUAUUAUAGCAAAUAAUA